Morus notabilis is the source of this 1925-nucleotide messenger RNA. RefSeq lists its product as uncharacterized. The record is from RefSeq and is a predicted model, not a curated record. The coding region runs from base 325 to 1662 and encodes 445 amino acids. The transcript has 2 exons. Lineage: Eukaryota; Viridiplantae; Streptophyta; Magnoliopsida; Rosales; Moraceae.
ACGUAUACAAACAGGAGAGAGAGAAAGAUAGAGAGAGAAAACCCAUUUCCGACAAGCUUCAACACACGCAUCUGAAGUUUUUCAUUUUCCCCAGUAACCGAAGUUGUAUUCUUUUGUGUAGUUUACUAUUAUUAAACUAAUUAUUCAUCAUUCAUUUUCUCACGGUGUUCAAGGAAGUUCCAUAUUCCACUGUUCGGUUAUUGUCCAACAACGGAAGAAUAAUCAAUCACCACCUCGAUUCACGAACUGGGUCGUGGACAGAUCUCGGUUUCGAGCCAGGAAAAAUCGGUUUGACUUUUGAGGUUCCAAAUCUUCUAAGCCGCCAUGGAUUCCCCACAAUCCGUUGUGUCUCCAUACAAGAACUCUGCCGAUUCUUCCGAGCAUGAGAAGCAGAAAUCCGACUUCUUCACCACCAGAACCUCCAAGGACCUCAAAACCAACGGCAAAGAUUCUGCCCGACACAACAACAACAACAAUCUAGAGCCGUCCAUAGGCCUCCUCCAUGUCUACAUCCACUCAGCCAGAGACAUCCACAACAUCUGCAUUUACCACAAACAAGACGUCUACGCCAAGAUUUGCCUCACCACUGAUCCAGACAAAACAGUCUCCUCCACCAUCAUCAAUGGCGGAGGCCGAAACCCGGUUUUCAACGAAAAGCUCGAGCUCAGUGUCAACACCAUUGAGUCCUCUCUCAAGUGUGAGAUUUGGAUGCUCAGCAGGGUCAGGAAUUACCUUGAGGACCAGCCUCUUGGCUUUGCCUUGGUCCCUUUGUCUGAGGUCUUGAUCAACAAUGGAGAGUUGGAGAAGGAAUUCUCACUCUCCUCCACCGAUCUCUUCCACUCCCCGGCGGGUUUUGUCCAGCUUUCGCUUAAGUACACCGGGGCGUCGCCCGCGGUGAUUGUGAGUGCGAAGCCCGCAGCAGCCACCAAUUUGCAGGAAGAUGGUGAUGCUGAUAUAUCUGAGUCUCCUAUCACUAGUGAAUUGGACAAGAUUGAGUUCCCGGAUCCUAAGAUUGCGAAUGAGGAUCAGAUAAUGGUUUCGGAGUAUUUUGGAUUGCCAUGUACUAGUUUGGAGUCUGAUGAUACUAGCUCCGAGAGCUUGGUCAAUGCUGGUGGUGAAAAUGUUGUUAAUGAUCAACAUGAUGAUGUUGUGGAGAGUUUCUCCAAUGCCGAGACUGUCCAGGCUCCUCCGAAAGCAGUCGAUUCGCCACCAAGCGUGUCGACGGCAAAUGGAGCUUUGUCUCCUUCGGUGCAAGCGAGCUCGGAGUCUUCUGAGGCUCCGGCGGGGGAGAAAGCGAAAUCUCCGGACAGGAAACAGGCCAAGGAGAAAGCUGUGGAUGGAAAGGAUAGUGAGAGUGAUUCCUCUGGUGGGUUGUCGAGUGAUUCGUUCACAAAGCCUGUUGUGACUGUCAACAUUGAGCCUGAGCAGAAGGUUGUGCAGCAGGAGAUUGUUGACAUGUACAUGAAGAGUAUGCAACAGUUCACUGAGUCCUUGGCGAAAAUGAAGCUCCCUUUGGACAUUGAUCCUGCCGGGACAACGACAACGUCAACGACAACCCCGACCUCCAUGUCCUCCUCGGAGAAUUCGAGCUCUGAUCCGAAGUUACAGGCCGCGAAAAACAGCGGCUCCCGUGUGUUCUAUGGGAGCAGGGCUUUCUUCUGAGCUUUGUGUUUUGCCAAAAAGUUAAAGUGGGAAUUUGGCAAAGGUGACUUAGAAUUUUAGAGAGGCAAAAAAAAAAGAGAGACUAAUACUAGUGUUGAGAACUUUGGAAAGUCUAAUAACGUGUCAUGUAGUUGUUGUAUCUUGUAUUUUGUAUCUUCCUUUUACUUUUGUUGAGAUGUUUUUAGGUGAUGAUGACAUGAACUUACUCAGUAUGAGCUUAUGAGCUUUGUUUUAUGUAUGAUGAACUAUUUCCGUUACAUUUU